This is a messenger RNA of Serinus canaria (Common canary), 1595 nucleotides long. It is a transcript of the gene PRUNE1, whose product is annotated as prune exopolyphosphatase 1. The record is from RefSeq and is a predicted model, not a curated record. Gene Ontology annotation, molecular function: exopolyphosphatase activity. Gene Ontology annotation, cellular component: cytoplasm. The transcript is spliced from 8 exons. Bases 43 to 1239 code for a protein of 398 amino acids. NCBI's taxonomy places the organism in Eukaryota, Metazoa, Chordata, Aves, Passeriformes, Fringillidae.
UCCAAGGAUCACAUCCAGCAGCACCAGGAGAUCCACGUGGUGAUGGGCAACGAGGCCUGUGACCUGGACUCCACCGUCUCUGCACUGGCCCUGGCCUAUUUCCUAGCCCAGACCAGCCCAGCUCCCAAAGCCGCCUUCGUGCCCGUGCUGAACAUCCCCCGCGCCGACUUCGCGCUGCGGACGGAGACGACGUUUCUGCUGCGGGACCGGGGCAUCCCGGACACCUGGCUGGUCUUUCGGGAUGAGAUCGACCUGGGAGGGCUGCACCACGCUGGGCUGCUCUCCUUUACACUGGUUGAUCACCACGUCCUGCCUGGUGCUGACGCUGCCCUGGAGGAGGCCGUGGUGGAGGUCCUGGACCACCGGCCACUGGAGCGGGACCGUGGUCCCCCUUGCCAGGUGACAGUGGAGCCCGUGGGCUCCUGUGCCACCCUGGUGACCGAGAGGAUCCUGCAGGGCCCCCCGGGCGUGCUGGACAGAACCACGGCCGCACUGCUGCACGGCACCAUCCUGCUGGACUGCAUCAACCUGAGCCCAGCUGCGGGCAAGGUGACACCCAGGGACGUGGCCUGCGUGUCCCUGCUUGAGGAGAGGUUCCCGGAGUUGCCGGCCCGUGACGCCGUGUUCGGAGCCCUGCAGGCGGCCAAGUUUGAUGUCACAGGGCUGACAACAGAGCAGAUGCUGCGGAAGGACCUCAAAGUCCUCUCCAACGACGAGGCUGUCGUUGCCAUCAGCGGCGUCUUCGAGGACUUGGAAACCUUCCUGCUCCGGCCUGGCUUGCUGCAGGACCUGGAGGCUUUCUGCCAGGCCCGUGGCUACGCGGGGCUGGUGGCCAUGACCGUGUCCUUUAACGAACGCCACGAACCCACCCGAAAACUCGCCGUGUACAGCCCGCAGGAGCCCCUCCGCAGCACACUGUGCCGGGCGCUGGAGGAGGCGACAACGCCGUCGCUGCUGCUGCGGCCGCUGCCCAGCCCCUGGCCCUGUGUGGCCGCCUACGCCCAGGGCAACGCCGUGGCCGCUCGUAAGAAGGUUCUGCCCAUCCUGCGGGCAGCACUGGGGGGGCUGGGGGGAGCUGUGGGGGGCCCCGAGGAGGAGGUGGUGCCCCCACCUACCCCCAUGAACAGCCUGGUGGAGGAGUGUCCCCUGGCACAGGCCGUGCCCCCGCUGUGUCCCCAGGAUGUCCUGGAGCGGGUCAGCCGCAUCGCUGUGGGGCAGCCCCCGGGCUCCCCGAAAUAGCAGAGGCACCCCCGUGGAUUUUUGAGGUCUGGAUGAGAAGUUGGGGUCCCUGAGCAGGCCCCCUGUGAGGUGCCUGGGUGUGGAGGGGGUGCAGCUGCCUCUGUUAGAGCUCAGCUCGUGGUUUGUCCCCCCACCAAUGGCUCCCUCUGCCCCAGUGGUCCCCAGGGUGGAUUUUUGGGGUUGCCAUGGGCAGGAGUUGCACCCCCUUGAUGAAGGCGUUGGGGUGGGGGAGUUAACGAGUUCUUGAUGAUCUUCCUUCCUUGGGGGGCAGAGGGGCACCCCAGAGGGGGGGUCCGGACACGCAGCCGUCCAGAACUGUCACUGCUUUACAAGGAUUAAAUUCCCCUUUUCUUCCA